AUGGGUCCGCGCAGCGCGGACGCGUGGGCCCGGGUGCUGGCGGCGCUGCGGGCCAGCCCGGCCGCCUUCGUGGCCAGGGCCGGGGCAGAGGCUCUGGCCGCCGAGCUGCUGAGCGAGCUGCGCAGCGAGAGGCUGAGCGAGCCCACCAAGGUCUCUCUGCUGGCAGCGAUCCUGGAGUUCCCCACGCAGCUGUGGCCUGACCCCACCGCAGCCGAGGCAGCGGUCUCUGCGCUGCUGGACACGCUGGCCCUCCUGCCCCCGCGGCCCGCGGCCCUCCGCCGGCCCCUGCUGCUGGCCGCCACUAGCGUCCUGGCGUCCUGCGGGGCCCUGGCUCCGGCGUCGGCAGCUACGUCCCGCCUGCUGUGCGUGCUGCUGCGGGCGGCCGCAGGCCGGGCCGCGGGCCCCGAGCAGCGAGCCGUGCGGGCCACCGCGUGCGAGUGCCUCCGGGAGCUGGAGAGCUGUCACCCAGGGCUGCUGGCCGGCCAGCUGGGGCUGCUGCGGGCCCUGCAGGACACCCUGGGUACCCAAGCCCACUGCCUGCUCUUUGUGCUAACUCUGCGCGACGCCCUCGGAGCCCUGGCCCGCGCGGGCCCCGGGGCCCCAGCGGGGCUGCACGGGCUGCUGGCGGCCAGAACCGACAGCCCCCGGGGUGGAGAGACCCAGGCCUGUGACCGGAGCCCGGACUCCCCGGGAGCCCAGUGGCCGGGGCCGUGGGACUGGAGCCUGGCCGGGGAGGACGUCCGGGAUCCGGCAGCGCCUGUAGGCCGGGAAGGGGGCAGGCCAGAGCCCAGCGCUGGCCCCUUGGAUCUCACCCCGCCCGAGGCCAGGGAGCUGCGGGCCGCGGUGUCCCAGCUGCUGGACGCCUCCUACCUGCUGACCCCGCCGGCCCAGGCCCAGAUGCUGCAGCAGCUGAGCCAGGUGCUGAGGACCGUUCGCGGUCAGCCCCCUGCCCUCCUGAAGCCGCAGCUGGUGCGGCUGCUGGGCACAGCCAGGGUCUCCCUGCUGCACGCCGUGCUGGCCUCAAAGGAUGCUUUCGGGGAGGCCCUCUUCACGGCCCAGGACGAAGCUCUGCUGCUCCGGAGGCUGGUGGGCGCUGCCCAGCACCCAGCCCUGCCGUCCCCUGCCCGCCUCUUCUGCCUCCACUGCCUCCUGCACUUCCCUGAGAACUGGCCCUUGGGGCCCGCCGGGGAGGAGGGCACCCCGGUUCUGCUCACACCCAGCCUGGCCACAGGUCUUCUGCCCAGUCUGCUGCAGGACCCCCCCGAUCUCCUAGCCCGGCUUCAUCUUCUGUGUCUCCUGUGCGGGGAGGAGCUCGGUGCCGACGGGCGCAGGGACUGCCAGGGCACAGAGGACCAGGUCCUGCUUUACCUCCAGGGGCUGCUGGCCAGCCUGAGGCAGGGGGCAGCUCAGCCAGGGGCCCCCCGGAGUUCAGUCACCCUCUGUUUCCGGGCCUCCUACCUGGCUACUCGCUGCUUAGCCAGUCACCCAGGGGCCCUGGCUCAGCUCACAAAGGGCCUGGCAGAGCUGUACCAAGCCCGGCCCUGCCUGGCCCCCCAUUUUGUUGACCUUCUAGAGCAGGCAGGAGAGGUGCUGGCAGAGCCCCUGGGCAAAGCCCUGCAGCAGGUGGCAGUGGCUGGGGCCGGUGGGGCCCAAGCCCUUCAGUGGCAUUUGCAGAUUCUCACCAAGGUGGCUGGAGGCCAACCCUUGGGCCCCACACUGGGCUUCCUGUGGGCAGCCCUAGGCCAGGGUGGGGACUGGGCCUGGGAGCAGGCCCUUCUUGGGGCCUGCCGGGCCCUCCUAAGGGGGACAGACCUCAGUGGGGCCGGCCCCCGGAACCUGGCCAAUCUGCUGCAGGAGCUGGCCCGGGGCCUGGAUGACCCCGACAGCCGAGAUCGGGGCCGUCUCUAUUACAGCCUGUUUACCCACCUGUCGGGGUCCAAGCUGGGCUCAGCCCUGGGCCCCACACGCUCCACACCCAUGCUGGGCUCUUCCCUGGUGGAGGAGAAUGAGGGCUUUGCCUCAGCUCUGACUGUCCAGGAGGCCCAGGCCCCACUGCAGCUGAGGCGGGUUCCCCAGCAGGCCAAGGAGCCCCCCGUGAUCCUGGGCCUCACAGUGGAAGCCUCUGAGAUCCUCUACUCACUGGAGCUCCGCUUCCGCGUCCUGGGGCCACACUAUGAGCCACUGGAGGCCGUGCAGGUCCCUUGCCUUCGCCCUGGUGCCUCCCCCAAGCUUCUGCUCCUUCCCCUGGAGCCCCGGCGUCCCUACCCGACCCUCCUGGACGUCAGCGUCCUCUACGCCACCCCCGGUGGCCUCACCUGCUACGCACAGCUGCCCAGCCUUCCCAUAGCUUUUGCUGACCUCUUUCUGCCUUUGCCGCCACCUUCUCCAGAGGUGACCCACCCUCCGACCUUCCAGGAGCUCUGGGCCUCCUGCCUUCCUGGGGGAGCGGAGAGUUGCAUGUGGGGCCCUUGGCAAGGUCAGGCACUAGAGACUCUGGUGACCAAGCAUUGGGAGCCUUUUGUCAUGUCUGCCACCCCCCCCACCAGUUACCGGGUGGCCAUCCGGCUCCCCCCCAGCUCUCAGCUGUUGCUGCAACUGGAGGCUGCUGGGGAGGAUGGGGUAAGGGUGGCCCUGAGGACUGAUGAUUGGGCCAUACUGCCUCUGGCUGGGGAAUAUCUCCGAGGCUUGGGGGCUACUCUCUGAGGAGGGAGGGUGAUCCUUGCUGGAAGACACUGGUUUGGGGAGGACAGGGGCAGGGCCAGGGGGAGGUUGGGACCCCUGCAGCUCAUUCCCUCUGUUCAUAAAGGCUUGCUUAUUGGUGAAGAGUCCACAGUUUUGUUUUUUUUUUUCUCUACUAAAAGAGGGGUGGGUGUGGGGCUGACACAGUGUUGAGGGACCCAGCAGGCAAAUGUUUACUGAGCGUUGAGUCUAGUAAUCCUUCACUUAGGUGGCACAGCUGGCCAUGUUUUAACAAUCUCGGCUCUCUCGGAGAUCACAGGAGCAUAGGUUUGGAGCUGAAAGGGUUCGAGAGAGAUGGUCUAUUACAAGAAACACCCCGAGAGGGGAAGUGUCUUGCCCAUUGUCACCCAGCUUCCAAGGCCAUGCCCCCUUUCCAUGACCUCAUGCUGCCUCCCUAAAUGUGGGAGUCAAGGGCAGGAGCACGGGAUGAGGGAGAGCCCUAGUGGGCAGUCCUGAAGGGGAGCUUCCAGCCAGGAGGGCAGACCGCCCCCAAGCAGAGGAAAAGGAUCCCCACAGCUCCGGUUUGCCCCAGGAAGGAAGCAGCUUUCCCCCACGUCCCACGGGAGAAGUCUCAGCAGCCUUCCCUGGGACCAGGCCUUGUGUGAACGGAUGCCAAGUGAAGUGAGCAGAACCAGCGAACGAUUUAGACGGUACCAGCAUCGCAAAGGCAAACCGAGGAACGUUGGCCCCGGCAGACUCGGGACAAAUCAGACUGCCCACUUGCUACGGGAGGGAUACUUGGGGUGCAGAGGGGCCUUUUUUUUAACUUGGCCAACGGGAUUAUUUUCUUUGACAACGAAUGUAACGUGCUGUGUUUUUCUUGCUUUCUCUGCGGAUGGGAGAGAGAGAAUUGCAACCGAAAAUAAGUAAAAUUGAAUUUAAGGGAAAAAAAAUGAAGCCACGCCUGAUCGAUCCUCCAGGUGCUUCGUGACCCCGUCCCCUUCUCAGGAAAGGCUGGGCCAGCAGGGCCUCGGGGGCUACAGUAAAAGCCCCAAUCGGGCCUAGGCUUAGGAAUCACGGGAGGCCUCGGAACUAGAGAAAUUACAGGACGCUGCCCAUAAAGCACCACAACCAGUUCCGUCUUCCCGUGAAUUUCGGCCC
Molecule: messenger RNA, 3840 nt
Organism: Vombatus ursinus (common wombat)
Lineage: Eukaryota; Metazoa; Chordata; Mammalia; Diprotodontia; Vombatidae
Gene: AP5B1
Product: adaptor related protein complex 5 subunit beta 1
Exons: 2
Coding region: 1-2703 (900 amino acids)
Biological process (GO): endosomal transport
Cellular component (GO): lysosomal membrane; AP-type membrane coat adaptor complex
Source: RefSeq, a predicted model, not a curated record